AUGUUGGAAAUAUUUUCUCUUUUGUUUUUGUUUGUCUCCGUCUCAAUCAACGGUAACGGGGUUUUGUCGUUGGAUGCCAGUUACAACCCAAGAACCGGUCAUGCAGCUAAGAGAAGUAACGAUGCAAACAAUUCAACUUUGUUAGUUUUUCAUGAAGAUCUGCUGGAGAGAAGAGUGAAAUCAUCAGACGUCAUCUUUAUCGGGACGAUCGUUAAAUUGGAUGACAAAAACAAAAUCAUAAACGAUGCUCAAAAUAUUUUAACAAAAAAUUACUCGAACGACAACGAGGUGGUAGAUUCUAGUACAAACGAGUCAGAAUACUUUACAUUGUUUUACGGAAAUCCCAAGUUAAUUGACUCAGAUGGAAAUGUCAAUCUGAUGAGAAAAAAGGAAGAAAUUGGAAGAAAGAAGAUGAUGGGUAUGGUUGAAGUGGAAAGAGUUCUGAAAGGGGGCUACCUCCUCAGUCUGAUGCCUCGCUACGGCAGGAUUACUAAGGAUGAUCUGGGACGUGGCAUCUCCAGUAAGAAGUGGGUUCUCGUUCACGACAUCAAUAAGUUUGGUCAAAAAUUGAAAAAGAGAACAUUAAAGAAAAUGCAUCUCAAUAAUAACAAUAAUAAAAUUGCUAAUAAUAACAACAACGAGCAACUAAAAGUGAACGAUACGAAAAUUUUCUUCCUCAAAGAAAUGCAGCCACAGAUGCUUCACCUGAACUCCUCGCUGAUUGAUGACACUGCAAACAACGUCAAAAUGCUGGAAUACGUUGUCAGAAAGGCACAUGCAAGAGGGAGUGCUGAGGCUCAAUUAAUUUGUUACUCUAAAAAUCAAGUCACCAGGCAUGGGAAAGACUGA
Molecule: messenger RNA, 849 nt
Organism: Helobdella robusta
Lineage: Eukaryota; Metazoa; Annelida; Clitellata; Rhynchobdellida; Glossiphoniidae
Exons: 2
Coding region: 1-849 (282 amino acids)
Source: RefSeq, a predicted model, not a curated record